Messenger RNA from Mizuhopecten yessoensis (Yesso scallop), 570 nucleotides. RefSeq lists its product as uncharacterized. The transcript has a single exon. NCBI's taxonomy places the organism in Eukaryota, Metazoa, Mollusca, Bivalvia, Pectinida, Pectinidae. The record is from RefSeq and is a predicted model, not a curated record. Bases 1 to 570 code for a protein of 189 amino acids.
AUGAUGUGUGGCUCUGUGGGGUCAAGUAUGAUGUGUGGCUCUGUGGGAUCCAGUAUGAUGUGUGACUCUGUGGGAGACAGUCUGAUGUGUGACUCUGUGGGAUACUGUAUGAUGUGUGGCUAUCUGGGAUACAGUAUGAUGUGUGGCCCUGUGGGAUACAGUGUGAUGUGCGGCUCUGUGGGAUACAGUGUGAUGUGCGGCUCUGUCGGAUACAGUAUGAUGUGCAGCUCUGUGGGAUACAGUGUGAUGCGUGGCUCUGUGGGAUACAGUAUGGUGUGUGACUAUGUGGGAUACAGUAUGAUGUGUGCCUCUGAGGGAUACAGUAUGAUGUGUGACUUUGUGGGAUACAGUAUGAUGUGUGCCUCUGUGGGAUACAGUAUGAUGUGGGGCUCUCUGGGAUACAGUAUGAUGUGUGGCUGUGUAGGAUACAGUAUGAUGUGUGGCGCUGUGGGAUACAGUAUGUGUGACUCUGUGGGCUACAGUAUGAUGUGUGGCUCUCUGGGAUACAGUAUAAUGUGUGACUGUGGGAUACAGUAUGAUGGGUGGCUCUGUGGGAUACAGUAUGAGUGA